AUGGAUGUCAUGUCGGUCGAGUCAUGCGUUCAAGCAGUAAUCGGCGCAUACCGAGAUGCAUCAAAGCUGGUGCUACGGCUCAAGGAUAAGCAAAAGAAGUCCGAGGAAUUCAUCCUACCAGAGCAUCUGACCAAAGACUUUGAGGACUCUCUGUCACUGGGAUGUGUGGCAGUUCAAAGCCAGUACGACCACGAUGUUCGUCGUUUCGGGGAGACAUAUGCCCGUGGCGACUCCACCGCUCGGGAGCAGAUGAAAGAUAUUUUGAUCACUCUGCAGCAGGUGGUCAUUACGCAUUUGCGGGAAGUGUAUAUGGAUGAAGCGGCGUUGGAUCUUCACACGUUAAGGGAGACAUCGGAUGACAGUCGCGUGAAUGCGACGGUAUGCUUGGGCCAACUCUAUCAACGCAUGUCAACGGCUACGGCGGCGAUGAAGCAAAUUUCCAGACCGUACCUUGACGAGCCUGACAAAACCCAACUCCCGGGUUCUUUGGCCUACUCCAGUAGCAGGAGUACGCAUUCCUCUUUCGGAACAAGGCCUUUGGACAACCAGUCUGCAACAUCUUACUCAACAUACAGCUCCAGGACAGCCGUUGGUCAUGAUCGCAAACCCUCUGGUGGUCUUACGCCGCAACGAAGGAUAUCGAUGAAUUCAUCUUUCUCCAACUCAAGUGAAAGAGACCAGUCCAAAGGCCGAACUCCUGGUGAAGACAGUGUUCCAGCGCUCCCCCCUCCCAUGCAGAGACAACCCAGUCAGAAUGCCGUCGACUCUACCGGCCCUAGCACUGGAAGUUUUCAACAGAGAGUGGAUCGCGCGGCAUCGCCCCAUGCCGGUGCUCCUCCACCAUAUAAGUCAAGCUCACCCGCACCGACGCAUGUUAUCGACGAGAAAGGACAAAAUUUUCCUCCAGAGUCAAGCUUCUAUCAACCUCCCACUGCAGAUGUCCGCAAUAUUCCGCAACCGAGUCCGCCACCCCAACGAAGUCCUGGGUUCCCAGGCGAGACCGGCUUCUCCCGUCCUGUCCCGCUUAGCCAGGUGCACGAGCUCGACAACGGCUCCCGGCCUGAGGAGCAGCAGCCUCGCGACCAAGGAACAUCGACCCGGUCACCACAAAUCGGUCAGCACCAGACCGUUCCCUUGAAUCCCGAUUACAGCACUUUGGAAUAUGUUGCGGCUCUGGAUGCUCGAAGUCGUCCCCCGGCGGCUCUCGCAUCGUCCCCACUAUAUCAACAAUACACGCAGCAAAUCCAUCCGCAGGAGCAAUCGCCAAUGCAAUAUGGAUAUCAGUAUCAGCAUCAGCAGCAACACCGAUACCAACAUCAACCGCAAUCACUAUCGCAUCCCCAGCCCCAAUCUCCACCUCAAACAAUGGUGCAAAAUUUCCCACCCCAAAAUCAGGCCGUGUCUCGACCGCAUACUAGCGCCACAGGAACGUCUUCGGAGUCUGCUCCUGUUGAUCCGGUCCUCAUCAAACCUCCCACUGUGCCGGCCGAGUCCAAACCGUUGUCCAUCCGAUCUUCUAGCUCAACCGGAUCAAAAAUCGGUUCUUUUGCCCUUCGGAAGGCGCUUCCCCCGGGUAUCGCCAAGGCGAUCCACAGACCUGCCCCGUCGCCGUUAGAAGCACGGUUGAACAGCCAGCCUCGAUAUGUGAAACCUCCGCCACUAGACCUCAACAAUGGCCAAACCGUUCAAGUCGCAAGCCUGACAUCACCUAUUGCGCAGCACGUGGACAGGGCCUCGGACGAGGUACCGGACACAUCAGCCUCGAACACGCCUUCAUUAGAUUCCACCAUGCGGGCUCCAGCGUCGCCGCAUCUGCAGGUCGCCGGAUCAGAGCUCAACUUACCGAGCGAAUCGAAUCUCGCAGGAUUUUGCAAAGGAGCGGUGCGUCAACAACUGGGGACUCGAAAGAAGGGGUUUUCACUGGAGCAUAAAAAGGGGGCGAAGGGCGCGGAUUAUUUCUUCCGAUGCACCAAAUGCAACUUCGAAGGGCCAGCAGCGGUGUCGACAGCACUUCCGAGUGGAGGACGAGGGGCAGCCAAGCGAGAGAAGACAUUCGACUCGCGUGUCAGGGUAUCGGAAGGGGGCAUCAAGUAUCGAUGGGUGUUCCUGGCCAAAUCGCACGUGUUAAACAAGGCAAACCACAGUGACUUGAACAACGGUAACGACGUGUUCGCAUGUUACUUCUGCUGCGCCGAGGGAGCAGCGAAGGGAUGGGUUGACGACAACAUGAGCACCCAGUUGGCGACACUGGGGACGUUUGGCGACAAGAAACCGACCGCGAUUGAAACGCCGACAUUUCAUGGGUUGCAAGCCUUCAUGGCUCAUCUGGAUACGCAUCGGAUACCAAGCCGAACUCCAGGGUUGAUCGUGGCAAAUGAAAUGAAUUGUAUUGUGGGCCGAGUGGCGCACGACAGCGAAGAUUUUGAUUUGAAUCUGCCUCCGAUGAAAAGGUAG
Molecule: messenger RNA, 2454 nt
Organism: Rhinocladiella mackenziei CBS 650.93
Lineage: Eukaryota; Fungi; Ascomycota; Eurotiomycetes; Chaetothyriales; Herpotrichiellaceae
Exons: 3
Coding region: 1-2454 (817 amino acids)
Source: RefSeq, a predicted model, not a curated record